Molecule: messenger RNA, 1288 nt
Organism: Saccostrea cuccullata (small rock oyster)
Lineage: Eukaryota; Metazoa; Mollusca; Bivalvia; Ostreida; Ostreidae
Product: transcription cofactor vestigial-like protein 2
Exons: 4
Coding region: 125-952 (275 amino acids)
Biological process (GO): regulation of transcription by RNA polymerase II
Cellular component (GO): nucleus
Source: RefSeq, a predicted model, not a curated record
GAAAGAUAGCAAAACCAUUCUAAUACCGCCAAAUACUCCAGAGAAAAACACAAGGAAUGUCAAAAAGAUGGUAAAAAUCGCCUGAGAAUGCCAUCUCGCACGAUCUACCUUUGAGCAUUGCAUUAUGACAUCCUGCGAUAUGAUGUAUCAAUUCUAUAAUCCGUAUUUCUCUCAUAAAACACCGUCAACCGACUUUGCGAAGUUUGGAACACCCGGCUUAUCGACAGACCCCCAUCACCUACAGACUAGCGGGCCUUACCCCCACAGCUCCCUCCCCCCGUGUACAGGAAAUGAUAGACACGGGGACAUAGAGGGGGAGAUAGACCCGGAAUCUCAACCCAAGUCAUCUCAGUACCUGAACCCUAACUGUGUUCUUCUGAGUUACUUCUCUGGGGACACGUCUACCGUGGUGGACGAACACUUUAGUCGAGCUCUUAGUCAACCGAGCAGCUUUAACCUGGACCGAAAUUACAGCACCUCCUCCUCAUUUUCCGUCAAAACUAAAGCAGAAAAACCCCUGAUGUGUCAUCGGAGGCUUCCGCCAUCAUUCUGGAACAGUGCUUACAAGCCGCCGUCAGCGCAGCUCGGGACAGGAAGUAACUUUGACUACUCCCGUGAUCCCUACUUCCCGUCCUCCUGGUACUCACUUCAGAAUAACUGGCCCUACAGGCUCCCCUCCCACACCCACACGGACCUUGGCGGAUCCCUCCCGUAUUCUUCGUUUGACGCCACGGGAAAGUUUGGAUCCACCUACCAGUCGUUGAUGUUUCCUGGAAGUUAUGACACAAGACAAUCUAAAUAUGACUUUGCUAAAAAUAUGGAGUCUUUAGCGGGAACAAGUAGUUAUUAUGGAUUAUCCAGAUUAGGAAUGGAUUUUACAUCCAAAGGGGACCCACCAGUCAACGGGUUGGAAUACCAGCUACAGACCGCUCGGCGGGAGUUGUGUUGGUGACACCUCACACGGAAGUUCCUGCUAAUGAGAGAGCACGUCCACUGUGGUUAUAAAUGACAACAAAUCAACGUGCACAUUCACACGUCCAAAAUUUAUACCAUUAUUAAUGAGCACGAUAAAUUUGUUCAAGUUUUUCAGCUUGAUUAAUGGAGGCAAAUGUUGAAAAACUGACAGUCAAAACCGGUGUCGGCAUGCCUCCACUAUCAUCUGAUCAUAAAAACGAUUCGUAGAUUUCGCAUUCAUAUCAUAAUUGUCAUUAUCUCAUUUACUUACAAAGAUUAUAUGAUCUGCUAUAAGUGGCUUCAAUGUACAAUAAAUUGUUAUAUAUAACAUAGA